CACACCAACAUCGGCGCAAAUUGAGAGUCGGGAGCUGAGUGGUGGUGAAGGGGGUGUGGGUUGGUUGUGUGAGGGCCUGAUAUGUUCACGUGGAAGGUUUUCGGGCUGUUUUAUAUGUGACCUUGUAUGCUUUCGGGAUGGCGAUGCAGUCGGUUUGUUGAAGAUACGGAUUGUGAAGCUAGAACGACAUCACUUAUCUGCCAUGGGGGGCAGAGAAUCAAAACUGACGUGCAUCUCCUACGAAGACGCCGUGAAAAGAGUGAGUGAGGCUGACCUGAAACGACUGAGGGAGGCGGCCAAGCGUCUGGGCAACAGCAGCGGGGCCAUCAGCCGCCAGACAUUCUUCCACGAUGUGCUGGGCGACAAUGUUCCUGCUGCCCAAGCUGAGAUCAUCUACACGGCCUGCAGCGGCGCUCAGAAGGGUAUCAGCUUCAAGGACCUGCUCUGCGGUCUGGUGGUCAUCACCAAGGGCACCGUCGAAGAGAAGACCAGACUGCUGUUCAACGUGUACGCCGGCGACAGCGGCCAGUACAUCACCCGCACGUCCAUGCUGAAGGUGGUGCAGCAGUGCGAGGGCAAGACCAACGUGGACGGCUUCAGGGCACUCUUCAAAACGGAGGAGCGGGUGGGGUACCCCGAGUACCGCGACUGGGUGCAGCUGUACGCCGCCUCCACCGAGCUCAGCACGUGGCUGCUCUCCCGCGACCCGGGCCUCAAGCUCUCCGACGACCUGGAGACGCCCACAUUCUAUCAGUCGCUGGCCGGCGUCACGCACCUGGAGGAGCGCGAGAUUCUGGAGCUGGAGCAGAAGUACUGGAGUCUGAAAGGUCAGUCUCGUUCGGGCCGCUUCGACCGCGACCUGCUCGGCCCGCUGGUGACGCCGCCGCUGCCCGAGCCGCUGCUGGACGGCUUCUUCAACGCCUUCGACGAGAACCGCGACGGCCACAUCGACUUCAAGGAGAUGGCCUGCGGCAUCUCGGCCGCCUGUCGCGGCCCGCACCUGGAGCGACACAAAUUCUGCUUCAAGGUGUUCGACAGCGACCGCGACGGCCGGCUGAACGAGGCCGAGGUGCGCCUGAUGGUGGACGUGCUGCACUGCAUGUCGACCGAGGUCUCGGCCGCAGAGCGGGACGGCAUGGUGGCUAGCAUCCUGGCCGGCUCGGACAGCGGCGCCUUCAUCACGCAGGAGGAGUACCUGAUCUGGACGCUGGACAACCCGCUCUCCGACUACUGCCCCAGCCUCCUGUUCCAGAUGUGUCACGUGGUGCUGGGCCUGCGGCCGCGCAGUCGACAGGAGGAGGCGGACAUCGUGCUGGGCUGGCUUUGCCGCCAGGAGGCGCUCGGCUACCGGGUCGGCGCGCUCUGGUACCUGGUCAACAUGGCCUGGUGGAACGCAUGGACCGACUACGUCAACUACCAGGCCGAGACGUCGAGCGGCGGGGCGACGGCUUCGAGCGCCGCCUCCACCGCUUCGGGCCACGCCACGCUCAGCCGCUCCACCAGCCGCGAUAAGAAGUGCAAGGCCGACGCCGUGGUGGCCAACGACGUCAGUCCCGUGGUGGUGACCAGCGUGAAGACGCUCUCGGAGAACCCGAACGCCGACUGCCUGCGGCCGCGCUCCGGCGGCCCGCGGCCGGCCGGCUCGGCCGCCUCGCUAGCAACGCUCGAGCGCGCCGCCACGCCCUCGCCGUCGCCGUCGCCGUCGCCCAACCCCAGCCGCAAGCUGGCGGACAACGCGCCGCUGACGCAGCCGCCGCUCAACAAGGUGACGAACCUGACGGGCGAGGGCGGUCGGCUGCGGACGGACGUGACGCUGGUGCGCGGCCGCGACUUCGAGCUGGUGCCGGAGAGCCUGUGGAAGGCGCUGGUGCAGUGGUACGGCGGCUCGCCGGGCCUGCCACGUCAGGUGAUCCAGCCGGCGGCCGGCGUGUCGGUGGAGCUCGAGCUGUACCCUAUCAACCUGCGCCUGCUGCGCCACCAGGCGGCGGCAACGCGCAGCGGCCAGACCGCCUGGUCCGGCUCCGUUGGUGGGUACUCGGGCGUGCCGCUAGUCGACGUCUCCUCGUACUCGACGAUGCUGGGCAACAGCGCGGCGCCCAAGCGCUACGUGGCGUACACGGCGGCGUUUAGCCGGCAGGCGAGCGUGCGUCAGCUGUACGAGUUCCUCAGCUCGCGGCUCCGGCUGCGGCCCGAGGACACGCGGCUCUGGCACAUCCGCGACGAGAACAACAUGGUGCUUUGGGAGGACGAGUCGCCUUCGCUGGAGCAGCUCAAGGUAGCCGACAACGACCAGGUGCUGAUUGAGGUCCGCAACAAGGACCAGACAUGGCCCGAGGAGAUGUCGACCAUCGCCAACCUCAGCCGGGCGCAGGCCGCCAGACACCGGCUAGCGCCGAUCGAAAAGGGUGUGACGGGUUUGAACAACGUGGGCAAUACGUGCUUCAUGAACACCGCGCUCCAGUGCUGUAGCAACACGACCGCCCUCACCAAGUACUUCGUAGAGAACAUGCACCUGUACGAGGUUAACAGGAAAAACCCGCUGGGCAUGAAAGGCCACAUCGCGCUCUGCUACGCCGAUCUCAUCCAGGAAAUAUGGCGCGGCACGACCAAGACGAUCGCGCCGCUCAAGCUGCGGUUCACGAUCGGCAAGUACGCGCCGCGCUUCAGCGGCGUGCAGCAGCACGACGCUCAGGAGCUGCUGGCUUUCCUGCUGGACGGCCUGCACGAGGACCUGAACCGGGUGCACGACAAGCCGUACGUCGAGCUGCGCGACAGCGAGGGCCGGCCCGACGUCGUCGUCGCCCAGGAGGCCUGGGAGAACCACAUCCUGCGCAACAAGUCGAUCGUGGUGGACCUGUUCCACGGCCAGCUCAAGUCGAAGGUGACGUGCCGCCAGUGCGGCCACGAGAGCGUCCGGUUCGACCCGUUCAACGUGCUCUCGCUGCCGCUGCCCAUGGAGAACUUCACGCACGUCAAGAUCACCCUGGUGCGGCUGGACGGUUCGGUGCCGGUGCGGUACGGGCUGAGGCUCAACAUGGACGCCCGCUACUCGGCCGUCAAGCAGCAGCUGCAGCAGAUGUCGGGCGUCAACGAGGCCAGCCUGCUCGUCUGCGAGCUGGCCGACCCGCUCGUCAAGUGCGUGCUCCCGGACGACCAGCGCGUGCGCGGCUCGACGGUCGGCCUGUACGCGUUCGAGGUACCGCUGGCGUGGCAGCGGCCGGCGUCGGCGCGCACCGGCUCGGGCGCCAGCGAGUCGAGCGAGCACGGCUUCUCGCACAUCCAGCGCUCGCUGCCCAACGGCGCCGCGCACCUGCCGAACGGCGAGGUGCCGCAUGAGGAGGAGGUGCCGGCGCCGGGUCGCUACUCGGACUCGGACGCAGCUAGCACGGCCUCCUCGGGCAUCAGCUGCCAGCUGGACCUGGACGACCUGGCCAAGGGCUUCGUGGUGGCCUACCACCGCAAGAUGGAGCGCCAGGAGAGCUACCUGCUGUCGGCGCAGAAGACGCGGCCGCUGCUGUUCGGCCUGCCGGUCAUGGUGGCGUGCGGCCUGGUGGUGUGCGGCACGGAGCUGUACCGCGCCGUCUGGACCCAGGUGGCGCGCCUCGUCUCGCCGCUGCCGCCCGCCUCCGAGGUGGCGCUGGCCAACCACGCGCAGGACUGUGACGACAGCCUGGGCUACAAGUACCCGUUCGUGCUCAAGUGCGUCAACAAGACAGGCACGGCGUGCUGGUCGUGCCCGUGGUACCGGUUCUGCCGCGGCUGCUCCAUCCCGUGCACGGACACGGUGCUGUCGGCGGCGCCUGCCUACCUGGCCAUCGACUGGGACCCGACGGCGCUCCACCUCCGCUACCUGGGCGGACAGGAGAAGGUGUGCCUGGAGGACCCGUCCGUGCCGCUGACCCGGCAGCGACAGACGGAGCCCAUCGACCUCAACAGCUGCCUGCAGGCCUUCACCCGCGAGGAGACGCUCGGCGAGCAGGAGAAGUACUACUGCUCCAAGUGCCGCACCCACCAGCCGGCGCUGAAGAAGCUACAGAUCUGGCGGCUGCCGCCCAUCCUGAUCGUGCACCUGAAGCGGUUCCAGUCGGUGGGCGGCCGGUGGGUGAAGUCGCAGAAGGUGGUCAACUUCCCGUUCAACAACUUCGACCCGACGGACUACUUGGCGUCCGUGCCGCGACAGACGGUGCUGCACCACCGCGCCGAGCUGGGCGACCUGGCGGCCGACUCGCCGGAGCUCGACUGGGACGUGCUCUCGUCGUCAGAGGACGCCGGCGGCGGCGGCGGCGGCGGCUCGCUGCUGCCGCUGCCGGCCGCCGCCGGGCCGCGCGGGCGCAUCCGCAACGGCUCCGUCAUGUACGGCGACGUGCUGCAGGACUUCCACCAGCACCGACUGGCGUCCGGACGCGACCCGCUGCUGCUGCGCUACCGGCUGUACGCGCUCAGCUGCCACACGGGCAUCAUGGGCGGCGGACACUACGUCUGCUACGCCCAGAACGACGCCGGCAAGUGGUUCUUCUACAACGACAGCUCGUGCAAGGAGGUGCCAGAGUCGCAGAUCGACACCAACUCUGCUUACAUCCUCUUCUACGAACGGGAUGGCAUCGACUAUGACAGCUACAUGCCAAAGGUGACGGGGAAGCCGGUCAACAAGGAGGAGGUGCAGCAGGAGUACGAGUCCGAGUUCAAGAAGGUGUGCACGGUCAUGUGACCGGGCGCGGCGCGGUGAUCGCGCGCUGCCCACCUGCCAGCGCGCGAC
Pollicipes pollicipes is the source of this 4756-nucleotide messenger RNA. RefSeq names its product Ubiquitin specific protease 32 (gene Usp32). The record is from RefSeq and is a predicted model, not a curated record. Gene Ontology annotation, cellular component: Golgi apparatus. The transcript has 29 exons. Gene Ontology annotation, molecular function: cysteine-type deubiquitinase activity; calcium ion binding. NCBI's taxonomy places the organism in Eukaryota, Metazoa, Arthropoda, Thecostraca, Pollicipedomorpha, Pollicipedidae. The coding region runs from base 203 to 4708 and encodes 1501 amino acids. Gene Ontology annotation, biological process: protein deubiquitination.